GCAUCAAUGUUAUGAUGACAAUGUCGAGGACUUCCUCCGAAAUAAUAGUAACCUGAUGCCCAUCAAGUACUCUUACUCAGAGAUCAAGAAAAUGACCAACGGCUUCAAACACAAGUUAGGUGAAGGAGGCUAUGGCUAUGUGUAUAAAGGUAAGCUUCGAAGCAAUCGCGAUGUAGCCAUCAAGUUACUGGCGAAGUCCAAAGCCAAUAAUGCACAAGAUUUCAUAAGCGAAGUUGCCACUAUUGGCAGGAUUCAUCAUGUCAAUGUGGUGCAGCUGAUUGGAUUCUGCACCGAAAGAAGUAAACGAGCUCUUGUUUAUGAAUUUAUGCCUAAUGGAUCACUUGACAAGUACAUCUUCUUGGAGAGACAAAGCAACACGCCCAUCAAUUACGAGAAAAUGUUUAACAUUUCUCUUGGGAUUGCUCGAGGAAUUGAGUAUUUACAUCGAGGAUGUGAUAUGCAAAUUCUACACUUUGAUAUCAAACCUCACAAUAUCCUUCUUGAUGAAAAUUUUAAUCCAAAGAUUUCGGAUUUCAGAUUGGCUAAGUUGUACCCAUUAGAUAAUAGUAUUGUGUCUCUGACAAAUGCAAGAGGAACAUUUGGAUACAUGGCUCCUGAAUUCUUGUACAAGAACAUUGGAGGAAUAUCACACAAAGCCGAUGUUUAUAGUUUUGGGAUGCUACUAAUGGAAAUGGCCGGCAGAAAGAAGAACUCGAAUGUCAUUGAGCAUUCCUGGCAGACCUAUUUUGCAAAAUGGGUUUAUGAUCAAUUUGAGGAAUCAAUAGAGGGGAGCAAUAUCUCAGAUGAGGAAAGAGGAAUUGCGAAAAAGAUGAUCAUAAUAGCUUCACAUUGCAUACAGAUGUAUCCUAAUGAUCGACCUUCGAUGAAGAAUGUGUUAGAGAUGCUUGAGGGAGAAAUGGAGCUUCAAGAGGCUCUUCCUCCCCAAAUUUAUGUAACUUGGUGAGAGAUUUUAGGAGAAAAUAUUGCUACUACUGACAACUUGUGUUCCGAUUAAACUACUUGCAAAUAAGUAAAACUAGCAUUAUGGUUAGUAUUUUCAA
Molecule: messenger RNA, 1061 nt
Organism: Neltuma alba
Lineage: Eukaryota; Viridiplantae; Streptophyta; Magnoliopsida; Fabales; Fabaceae
Product: PR5-like receptor kinase
Exons: 1
Coding region: 56-964 (302 amino acids)
Biological process (GO): protein phosphorylation
Molecular function (GO): ATP binding; protein kinase activity
Source: RefSeq, a predicted model, not a curated record